Molecule: messenger RNA, 2333 nt
Organism: Lymnaea stagnalis (great pond snail)
Lineage: Eukaryota; Metazoa; Mollusca; Gastropoda; Lymnaeidae
Source: the annotation of a GenBank genome assembly
CGACUGUCGAUAUUCACCGACGUAAAAGGUAAGACGCAUCCUUAUUAUAUGCUCAAUUAAUUAUCAACGUAGGAUAAUAUUGAAAGCGUUUAGAAGCCUACAAUACAGUGGCUAUAAGAAGACACAUUUGCAUAAUUAAAUAGUAUUUUAAACUUAGAAUUAUAAAUAACUACGAAGAAAAAUGAUUGGUGUUUAUCUCAACUAUGCCACGUAGCAAAUCUCGCAUUUGGCUAAUACACAGACUAGUGUCGUUUCAAUUACGUAUAAUUUAAAUGACAUAAAGUUACUUUGUUUUAAAUAAUUUUACUUUUUAGCCCCCCCCCCUUUCCUCCCGCUUGCAGAUUUAAAAUUAGAAUUAAAAAUAACUACGAAAAAAAAUGAUUGGUGUUUAUCUCAACUAAGCCACGUAGCAAAUCUCGCAUUUUGCUAAUACACAGACUAGUGUCGUUUCAAUUACGUAUAAUUUAAAUGACAUAAAGUUACUUUGUUUUAAAUAAUUUUACUUUUUAGCCCCCCCCCCCCUUUCCUCCCGCUUGCAGGUUACUUUGCAAAACAUUUCAAAGGGAUUUCGUCAAGUCCAGCAAUGCACAAACAAAAUACCUUGUGGCGGUGGCUGCAAAACAUUUGUCUCAAACCCCGGCAGUUAACGGCGUCUGCUGUUUUAAGUACUUCCGAGAAUGCGGCGAGAGUCAACGAGAAGGACCUCCCCUUGGGGACAUCAAAUAAAACCCUGCCCAUGUCGCAGAUGCCCGGUCCCAAAGGUUUGCGGAAAUUACCGUAUCUAGGCACCGUCUUGAUGUUCAAACCAUUUAGCGAAUACUCACCGGAAACGUUCGGCAAGCUGGUGAGUUCAAUGCACGACAAGUACGGACACAUUUUCAAAUCGAGGCUGGGCAAAGACUACAGCGUGCAUACCGACAGCGUGCGGGAUGUUGAAACUAUUUUUAGAACAGAAGGCGCGUAUCCGCAACGUCGGUUGAUGCUGCUGAGCAAGAUCUACAGAGAGAGGAACGGCCUCCCCCCGGCGCUGGGCACCGUGUCCGGUCCUGCUUGGCAAGAGUUGAGAAGUGCCCUGAAUCCGCUCCUGAACAAGCCCCAGGUUUGUUUGCACUAUCUCCCAGCUCAAAAUAUGGUCGCGGACGAUUUUGUCAGCCGACUGGAUUCGUCGGCCUUGACCCCGGAAGGUCAGUCGGAUAUGUUCUUCAAGUUCGCAGCGGAGAGCAUCGGGGUCGUCUGUUUCAACCAAAGGUUAGGACUGCUGGAUCCGGACGCGGACAAUGCCCAAGAGAUGAUUGAGCUGUUGGAGGCCUUCAAAACCACGCUGCAUUGUACGUUCGUGGCUAUGAUCGGGCUUGAGCGGAGAUAUCUGAGGACAGACAAUGAUCCUUUUUAUCGCAAGUACGAGAGUGCCAUGAAGCUAAUCAGAAAACGUUCAAUGCAUUAUGUAGAGAAAGUUAUGGUCGAGCUUCAAAGACAGUCUCACCAAGGUGAGGAGAGUUCGGGGAGCUCGACACAUCGUCUCAGCCCAGACAGAGAAUCGAAUCUUCUGGCAUCCAUGAUAACCAAGAGUAAUUUAGAAAUCGAAAAAAUAUUGGCCAUAAUCGAUUCAAUGCUCAUUGCUGGCACCGAUUCAACGGCCAGAAAUCUGGCCAUCUUGUUUUACAACCUGGCCAUCAACCCAGAACAUCAGCAGAGAGCUGCAGAUGAAGUCCUUGACCUUCUGGGUCCCGAUAAGCCUGUCACUCCCGAAGCCUUAGCAAAGAUGAAUUUUCUCAAAUCUUGCGUCAAAGAGUCGAUGCGUCUCAACUUCCCACUGUCGAAUGGAACAGAGCGGAUUCUGAACAAGGACACCAUUCUUAGUGGAUACCUUGUCCCCAAGGGAAACAGCGUCAUCAUGUCCAGCAGCAGAAGCUCCCUUGACUCGUCCAACUACGACAACCCAUGUCAAUUCCAACCUGACCGCUGGUUGAGAGAGUCCAGUGACGAAGUGUCCACUAAGCGACUAGACCGGUUUGCCACUCUGCCAUUUGGACAUGGCGCCCGUGGGUGUAUCGGCAGAAGGUUUGCAGAAAUGGAAAUUUACGUGGGGACUGCCAAAAUUUUACAGAAACUCCACAUAAGUGUUGAUCCUUCCUACCCUGGCCUUGACCCCAUCUAUACACCAUUCAUCACGCCCAGGCUGAUGAUUCAUUUCAUAUUUACCAAACGACAUCCACCAGUUGGCGUGUCAAUGUCACGUGGGACGAACACUUAAGUUAAAAAAAAUAUUAAAACUGGAAGUUUCGAAUUAAUUCUUCGUACAAUAAUACAACAUAAAAAAAGUAUAGCUAUAC